AUGAAGUCUUAGACUAAAAAAGUUAAACUUUUGAUAUUAGGAGAAUCUUCUGUAGGGAAAACUGCUCUAUUAAAUAGAUUUGCUCAAAAUGAAUUUAUACCAACAAGCUCAUCAACAGGAAUGGAUUAUGCAAUUAAAAUGAUAGAAAUUGAUAAUAAAAAAGUUUAACUAUCUGUCUGGGAUACAGCAGGUUAAGAAAGAUAUAGAAGCAUCACAUUUAAUCUUUACAAAGACUCAUAGGGAAUUCUUUUAGUUUUUGAUUUAACUAACGCAAAAACAUUUUAAACUUUAGAAAAAUGGAUGUAGCUCAUUAAAGCUAAUAUAAAUGAAGGCUUUUAAAUUGCCUUAAUAGGAACGAAAUGUGAUUUAACAGAUUAAAUUGUAGUAAAUAGGGAUAUGAUCAAUGAAUUUUUAGAUAAAUAUGAUUUUUAGUUUGAAUAUUUUGAAACAAGCUCUCUUACAAAUAUAAAUAUAAGUGAAUGCUUUAUUCAUCUUGCAACAAAGGUUUUUAGAGCAAAUGAGGAGUUGUAUUUAACUUUGAUUGCUUAAGGAAUAGAUCCAGAAGGUAAUACAGCCUCAAUCCUAUUAAAUGGUAAUUAACAUAAUAAAAAAAAGAAUAAAGAAAAAGAUAAAAAAUGUUGUGAAUGA
Molecule: messenger RNA, 648 nt
Organism: Tetrahymena thermophila SB210
Lineage: Eukaryota; Ciliophora; Oligohymenophorea; Hymenostomatida; Tetrahymenidae
Product: Rab-family small GTPase
Exons: 2
Molecular function (GO): GTPase activity; GTP binding
Source: RefSeq, a predicted model, not a curated record